GUGUUUCGAUGGCUGCUAGCGAGGCGUCAAUGGCUGCCUCGGAGCCGUCUUCAGCUGGCAGCAGCGUGCGCGACUUUCACGACUUGACGGACGUCCUGCCAUCGAUAUGCGGCUUCUUCACUCUCGGGGAGUUGGCGGUGUUCGCCAGAUGCUGCUCAGCCACAGACAGAGUGGUGAGAGCCCACAAAGAAAGCGAUAGCACUCCAUCUCUUCAUCAAUCAUUCGCUCUGUUUGUGCGGGCAGGCUCGUCUUGAGAUAGUGUGGGCCCCUCGUCUGCGUCUGACUCAGUUUGCCUUCCCUGACUUCUCGCUGCGGGGCAGCGAAGCGCUGAGCAAGAACCCAUGGCGGUUCGCACACGUCAAACACAAACUCAGGUACAGCACCGCCCUCACAUUGAAUGAAAGAGGGCAGGCUUGGCUCUCAUCCCUUGUGUGUGCCGUGUGUGUCAGGCUCGGUUUGGCGGCGUAUGAGCGCCGAGAUUUUGCCCUGGCUAUCCGGCACUACGCUGUGGCUCACCAGGUGCACAAGGAGAGAGCCAACGUCCGGCUUGUGGAGGGCAGGAUGGAUGCUCUGCUGCUGUGUGAAUGUCGUCCAGAUUGCCCCGACCAACGAAACGGUGCUGACCCGCAAAGCGGGUAAGAGUGCGUGACAGAUUGACAGAUGGAUGGAAGACGAUUGCGAUGGGCUUGAUGGACUGACUGAUGGCACGCACUCGUGGCUUUCAUGGCUUGCUUCAGAUGCGCACUAUGCUAACGACGAGAAAGACGUUGCACAGGAACUCUACAGGUGAGCCACACAUGAAGAAGAAACCAACAGCAUCCAGGCGGCAGCCCACACACACGGAUCCGCCUGCCUGGUGUGCCCCCGCAGGCGUGCCAUAGAGGUGAAUGAGGACAGCUCCUAUGGCUGGAAUGGGCGUUCGCUCGAGGAGGGCAUCCCGGAAGCUGAGGCCAUCAGCCGUCUCGAGAGGGCCACACGACUCAACCCGAGCAACUCGUAUGCGCUGAGCAACCUGGCCUCCAAGUGAGUGAGCAAACAGACAGACACAGAUGGACAGACAGAUGGACAGUAGUAUCGAGUAAUCACAUAUGUAUGUCCAUUCUGCCCUCUUUUUGUCCACAGGUUGGUUUCGCGUGAUUCGUCGCGUGCUCUGGAGGUGUUAAACCGAGCGCUGGCACUCAACCCGCGACUUUUCUACGCCCGACACACCAAGGUUCAAUGCACUCACAGCCAGGAGACGAUCAACGAAUAUCUCAUGUUUUCCUGCCUGUUGUGUGUCAGGCUGUACUUUUGGCGCGCCGGGGCCAGCUGAGUGAAGCCAUUCGGUAGAGAAGAGAUGGACGACCACCCAACGGGUGGAUGGAUUGAGGUAUCUGUGACCUUUCUGCCUGUCGUGUCAGAGUGUUGGAUGAGCAAGUUGAAGUCCACCCCGAUGACCAAACCGGCAGGUCAGUGACCACCCACACCCACAUGCAUGUUGAUCCACCUGCCUGUCUGCUCUCAUCCAUCAACCAUAGGCAUCUGCGCGACGACCUGCAUCGCAUGGAGGUGAUGCGUCGGCUGGUGCACCAGGCGAUCGCCCAGCCCUUCAUGCCACCCCCUCCUCAGCCGGUGGGGAAUGGUGGAGAUGCCGAGGGCGACGGGGGGGCGGGGACGGGGGAGAUGGAAGACGUGGACUGACUAGAGUGGGUGGUAGACGCCUGUGUGCGCAUGCAUAUGUGUGUGUGGGGGGGGUGUGGCGAACUGUAAAACAUAGAGCGGGCGACGGACACAUCUUGCAUGUCAAAUAAGAAGUCUCGAA
This is a messenger RNA of Vitrella brassicaformis, 1801 nucleotides long. Lineage: Eukaryota; Vitrellaceae. The record is from the annotation of a GenBank genome assembly.